Molecule: messenger RNA, 600 nt
Organism: Humulus lupulus (European hop)
Lineage: Eukaryota; Viridiplantae; Streptophyta; Magnoliopsida; Rosales; Cannabaceae
Product: FH protein interacting protein FIP2-like
Exons: 6
Coding region: 1-588 (195 amino acids)
Source: RefSeq, a predicted model, not a curated record
AUGGAGGAAAUCCAUGUUGUCUUAAGUAGAAAGGAGGAUGAAGAAGAUUUAACUAAUGAACUAACACGAAUUGAUAUCAUCAAAUGUAUACAGUUGGAAAAAGUUAGAUUUCGAGGUGUUAAACUUUCUGGCCUUGAUCUUUCAAAACUGCUAAUUUUUCACAACCUUGUGCUUGCAACAAUAGUUUUGGAUUUGUCUUAUGUGGACUUCAGCCAUGCUUGUCUUAGAGAUGUAUUCUUCUCACGUGCAAACCUACAGUGUGCCAAGUUCCGGAAUGUGGAUGCUGAGGGUGCGAUCUUUCAUAAUGCAAUUUUGCAAGAAUGUGAAUUUACAGGGGCCAAUCUGCGCGGAGCUUUAUUAGCUGGUGCUAAUCUUAAGAGUGCAAACCUACAAGAUGCAUGUUUAAUUGGUAGUAGUUUCUGCCAGGCUGACCUCCGAUCUGCACACUUACAGAAUGCCGAUCUUACUAAUGCCAAUUUAGAAGCAGCUAUACUAGAAGGAGCCAACUUGAAGGUAAAUAUUAAUAGCUUUAAGGUAAAUAUUAUUAAACUGUGUUUGUAUUUAUGCAUUUUGGCUUUCAUAUAUUAGUCAUAUGAUAUU